AUGGCAAAAAUGUGGCAGGGAAUCGUGUGCAGCUUGACUUUAUGCCUCGUCGGAUUGGCGGGUUUCGGCCUCGCCAACAAUCUCGCCGGCUACGAAGGUUAUACAAAAUACACGGUGCAGCAUGGAGACGAGGAUGCGUUCAAGUACAUGGUUGACCUGCAGACCAACGACGCCGAGCUGGACUUUUGGCUGCUGACCAGAAACUCCUCCGUACUGACAGUGAGUCCCAGGCGGAAGACCCAGUUCGAGGCUCGUCUGUCCAGUUUGGGAGUCAGCUACGAGAUGCAGCCGCUCAUGGAACUGAUGGCGGCCCUUCAGGCGAACAGUUCCUUUGCGGAGGAUAACUACGAUGGGGAGUACGAGGAGUGCCAGCAGGAGGAGUGCGAGGAGGCGGAGCGACCACGUCGAAGGAGUCGUCGUCAGGCCCGCGGCUUCUUCUCGCACUAUCCACGGUAUCACGAGGUCCUCAGCUUCAUGAGCGGCCUGGCCUCGAGAUAUCCGCAGUACUGUCGCUAUGAAUCCUUGGGUCGUUCCAACGAGGGUCGGCACAUAGCUGCACUCUCGAUUUCACUGAAUAGUAAGGUACGUCCUCGUCGAGUGGCCUAUAUUCAGGCAGCCACCCACGGACGAGAGUGGAUCACCACCCAGACCGUUCUCUACUUGGCCUACGAGCUGCUGAGCAAUCUGCGCGCCUUCACAAGGGUCCUGCAGGAUGUGGAGAUUUUCCUGGUGCCUCUGGUCAAUCCCGAUGGCUAUGAAUACACUCACACGACGGAUCGUUUCUGGCGCAAGAACCGCCAUCGUUACGCCGGUCAUUCCUGCUCCGGCGUGGACAUCAAUCGUAACUUUGGCAACCACUGGAACUACCAGGGAGCCAGUCAGAAUCUCUGCUCGGAGGUGUACUCGGGCACGGCACCCAACUCGGAGCCGGAGACGUCGGCGGUGGUGCGGUAUCUGGAAUUCAAUCGAAACCGUGUGAAACUCAGCCUGGAUGUUCACUCAUUUGGCAAAUUCAUUUUUUAUCCCUACGGCUAUGCGAAAAACACCGUGCCACCCACGGUGGGAACACUGCGCUCGGUGGCUCUGAGGGCCGCCAACCAGAUCGGCAGGUACCGUGGAACGCGCUACACAACCGGCACCUCCGCCUCCAUUUUGUACGAGGCAUCCGGCAGCUUGGACGACUACGCCUACGGCAAUCUGGGAAUCCCGCUGUCCUACACGCUCGAGCUGCCCGGUGACGAGUUCCACGUGCCCGCCCACGACAUCAUCCACGUCUGCAAGGAGACGUUCGCCGGCUUCGUCGAGUUCAUCCGGCAUGUUAGCCUCUACUAG
Molecule: messenger RNA, 1332 nt
Organism: Drosophila teissieri
Lineage: Eukaryota; Metazoa; Arthropoda; Insecta; Diptera; Drosophilidae
Product: carboxypeptidase B
Exons: 5
Coding region: 1-1332 (443 amino acids)
Biological process (GO): proteolysis
Molecular function (GO): zinc ion binding; metallocarboxypeptidase activity
Source: RefSeq, a predicted model, not a curated record